AUGUCUCACUCCAGUCCCCCACGCCGCAACCGCCGCCGCGACGACCUCGAGGAGGGCGAGAUCGCCACCGACUCGGGCUCCGACAGCCCCCGCGACCACGACGACGACAUGCGGCCGGAGAUUCAGGGGGCCCGCCUGGAGCAGCAGGCGCCCGUGGUCGGCGGAGGCCAAGUAGAUGCGCCGCCAUCGCCCACGCCCUCGAGCGAGUACUGUGACUCGGACGGGACCGUCAGCGACAUCGUCGUCGGCGCGCAGGGGCGGACACCGCACAUGUUCCCCUGCCCCAUCUGCUGGAGGGAGUUCGGGAGCGUCAGGGCGGUGAGCGGCCACAUGAGGAUGCACGAACCGCAGGAGCGCCAGGGGAGGCCGCGGCCGCGGGCGCCUGCGGUCGCCGGUGGCUGGGCCGUGAGGCGCAGACGCGGCUUCGUCGGCAGUGGCAGGUCUGCUUCCCCUGAGGAAGAGGAAGUGGUGGACUCCAUGGCGAUCGUGGUUGGGGAGGAGCCCGUCAUGGACCCCGCGCCCAUCGCCUUCGGCGUCGAGCCGGAUGCCAACCCCAAUGUCUCCACUGCCAUCGCUGCCGCAGCAGCAGGGAAUCCUCCCAAUCCCAACAAUGUCGCCGUGCACCCGUCCUGUUCGCCGCAAUUCGUCGCCCACAACCAGUCCCCCGUGGCUGAUCAGGCCGUCCUCAGCGCCCAUCCUCAGCCUGCCGUGGCCCAAGGUGAUCAGCCCGCCCCGGCGACGCCACCGCAAUUCACCGCCCAGCAGCCCUCUCCGCCUCCUCCAGCUCGAUCGCCGCCGGUCCGUGACGAGCAAGGCUGGUGGGUCUGCAAGCAGGAAGGGUGCGACAAGCGGUUCCACACGUACCAGGGGCUAGGCGGCCACAUGGCCGGCCACAAGAACAGGCAGAUGAGCGAGGCCGCCGCCGCGGGACUAGAAUUUUAG
Brachypodium distachyon (stiff brome) is the source of this 942-nucleotide messenger RNA. Its product is annotated as SH3 domain-containing protein C23A1.17. Lineage: Eukaryota; Viridiplantae; Streptophyta; Magnoliopsida; Poales; Poaceae. Gene Ontology annotation, molecular function: DNA-binding transcription factor activity. The record is from RefSeq and is a predicted model, not a curated record. The transcript has 2 exons. The coding region runs from base 1 to 942 and encodes 313 amino acids.